This is a messenger RNA of Miscanthus lutarioriparius, 1458 nucleotides long. The record is from the annotation of a GenBank genome assembly. NCBI's taxonomy places the organism in Eukaryota, Viridiplantae, Streptophyta, Magnoliopsida, Poales, Poaceae.
AUGCUGUUGGCCACGGCGCUUGCAUUGGCCGGGCUAGCCGCCGGAGCGCGCGCCGGCGGCAUCGCCAUCUACUGGGGCCAGAACGGCAACGAGGGGACGCUGGCGCAGACCUGCGCUACGGGCAACUACAAGUUCGUCAACGUGGCGUUCCUCCCGACGUUCGGCAAGGGGCAGACGCCGGUGCUGAACCUGGCGGGCCACUGCGACCCGGCGAGCAACGGCUACGGGCUCUCGUCGCCGGACGACGCGAGGAGCGUCGCGGCGUACCUCUGGAACAACUACCUCGGCGGCAGGUCGUCCAAGACCAGCAGGCCCCUCGGCGACGCCGUCCUCGACGGCAUCGACUUCGACAUCGAGAGCGGCGGGAGCCUGUACUGGGACGACCUGGCGAAAGCCCUCAAGUCCUACUCCCGGCGCGUGUACCUGUCGGCGGCGCCGCAGUGCCCGUUCCCGGACGCGUCGCUAGGCACCGCGCUCGGCACGGGGCUGUUCGACUACGUGUGGGUGCAGUUCUACAACAACCCGCCGUGCCAGUUCAGCUCGGGGCGCAAGGCCUUCCUAGACGCAUGGAAACAAUGGCAGUCGGUGCCGGCGGGGAAGAUCUUCCUGGGUCUGCCCGCCUCCAAGAGCGCGGCGGGCACCGGGUUCGUGCCCGCCGUCCAGCUCACGUCGCAGGUGCUGCCGCUCAUCAAGGGCUCGCCCAAGUACGGCGGCGUCAUGCUCUGCCCGCCGUGCCAGUACAGCGCGAGCGCCGGCGUGGGCAGCCUGGCGAGCGCGUGGGCGCAGUGGACGUCCAUCAGGGCCGGGCGGGUGUUCCUGGGCCUCCCGGCCGCGCCCCAGGCCGCGGGCAGCGGGUUCGUGCCGGCGACCGACCUCGUGGCGCAGGUGCUGCCGGUUGUGAAGAACUCCACCAAGUACGGGGGCAUCAUGCUCUGGUCCAGGUACUACGACGGGCUCACGGGGUACAGCAACGCGGUCAAGUCCCAAGUCCAACAAUCUCUAGUACGUAUGGCGACGGCGGCUGCUGCAACGAUGUACUCCAUUCCCGUCCCGAGCGCCAUGCGGUGCCGGACUUUCUCCACGUCGAUCAAGACCGAUGCCCCGCGCGUCGCUUCCCCCACGCCGCGACUGGCGAGCCUCGCGUGGGGCGCGGGCGCACGGGUUGCGCGGCGGUUCAGGGCGUCCGCGGCCGUGCACAAAGUGAAGCUGGUCGGGCCCGACGGCUCGGAGAGCGAGCUGGAGGUGGCCGCGGAGGAGGCCGGGCUGGAGCUGCCCUUCUCGUGCCGCGCCGGGUCGUGCUCCGCGUGCGCGGGGAAGCUGGCGUCCGGCGAGGUGGACCAGUCGGAGGGCUCGUUCCUGGACGACGCGCAGAUGGCCGAGGGGUACGUGCUCACCUGCGUCUCCUACCCCAGGGCGGACUGCGUCAUCUACGCGGACAAGGAGGAGGAAGUACAUUAG